This is a messenger RNA of Camellia sinensis, 826 nucleotides long. Its product is annotated as glutaredoxin-C9. Lineage: Eukaryota; Viridiplantae; Streptophyta; Magnoliopsida; Ericales; Theaceae. The record is from RefSeq and is a predicted model, not a curated record.
GUCAUCCCCCCAUCCUCAACCAUAACCUCUCAUCACCCUUCCAUUUCUCUCUCUAUAGGUAUAUAAAUGCAUAUAACCCAUCACAAACCCACCCCACACUACAAGACUACCCAAACACCUACUUCUACUUCUCGCUUUAAAAUAACUAUGCAAGAAGCUAUUCCUUACAAGAUUUGGGUACCAAAUCCCCAACACCCUUUUCAAAGCCGAUCAGCACUGGUGAACAAAGAUAUUGGAUCAGAUUCAGGAUCAACAAAAGGUGGUGGUGAUGAUGAUAUAAAGAACAUGGUUUUGGAGAACGCUGUCAUAGUGUUAGGCAGGCGUGGUUGUUGCAUGAGUCAUGUGGUUAAGCGACUCCUUCAGGGCCUAGGUGUAAAUCCGGCAGUCCACGAGGUCGACGAAGACGAUGAGACUAGUGUUUUUCGUCAAUUGGAGGGCAUCGUCGGACAAGCUGCUGGUCGGAUGCAGUUUCCGGCGGUGUUCAUCGGAGGUCAGUUGUUCGGAGGGUUGGAUCGGAUUAUGGCUACUCAUAUUACUGGAGAGUUGAUUCCUGUGUUGAAACAAGCUGGGGCUUUAUGGCUUUGAUGUGAUAUAAUUCAUUUUCACUAAUUAGUUUCAUUUCUUAGCACUUUUUUUUUUACACUUUGUUUUCUUCUUUUCCCUUACAAGAAAUUGCAUGGAGGCAAUUGAUUAGUUUUGAGCUUUUUUUAUUUUUAUUUUCCAAUUUUGAUUUAAGAAAAGAAAAAGGUCACAUGGAUUUGUAAAAUUGUUUCACAAGUUUUGAAUAAAAAAAUUUGGGAUGUGCAUAGAUCAUUGUAUGGAUAAA